This is a messenger RNA of Microtus ochrogaster (prairie vole), 925 nucleotides long. RefSeq names its product MCTS1 re-initiation and release factor (gene Mcts1). Gene Ontology annotation, molecular function: RNA binding. The record is from RefSeq and is a predicted model, not a curated record. Gene Ontology annotation, biological process: formation of translation preinitiation complex. Lineage: Eukaryota; Metazoa; Chordata; Mammalia; Rodentia; Cricetidae.
CGCCCUUUCGGCUAUCCCCAAUGGGGAGUAAGCUGUUACUCAAAAGGAGGCAACAAAAGCGUCAACGUGGAGUUGAGAGGAGCGGAAGUAGUCAGAUUUCGCUGAGGGCCGUAAAGCGGGUAGUAUUUUCGCCUUCCGGAUAACGACAGCAGCUCCUACUGUCAGUGCCGGCCUUCCUCGUGCCGGACCCUUCCUAAUUCAAUUUCCUUCCCAUUCCGGGCCCUUCCCUAUCGUCGCCCCCUUCACCUUGGAUCAUGUUCAAGAAAUUUGAUGAAAAAGAAAAUGUGUCCAACUGCAUCCAGUUGAAAACCUCGGUUAUUAAGGGUAUUAAAAAUCAAUUGAUAGAGCAAUUUCCAGGUAUUGAACCAUGGCUUAAUCAAAUCAUGCCUAAGAAAGAUCCUGUGAAAAUUGUCCGAUGCCAUGAACACAUAGAAAUCCUUACAGUAAAUGGGGAAUUACUGUUUUUUAGACAAAGAGAAGGGCCUUUUUAUCCAACCCUAAGAUUACUUCAUAAAUAUCCUUUUAUCUUGCCACAUCAGCAGGUUGAUAAAGGAGCCAUCAAAUUUGUCCUCAGUGGAGCAAAUAUCAUGUGUCCUGGCUUAACUUCUCCUGGAGCUAAGCUUUACCCUGCUGCCGUAGAUACUAUUGUUGCAAUCAUGGCAGAAGGAAAGCAACAUGCUUUGUGUGUUGGUGUCAUGAAGAUGUCUGCAGAAGAUAUUGAGAAAGUCAACAAAGGAAUUGGCAUUGAAAAUAUCCAUUAUUUAAAUGAUGGGCUGUGGCAUAUGAAGACAUAUAAAUGAGCCUCAAAAGGAAUGUGCUUGGGCUAAACAUGGCUAUUAUGCUAUAUCUGUGUUUGUGUCUGUGUGUAGCAGCAUGAAGACAAUGCCUCUAUGGUUAUGCUGAAUAAAUUCUGUGGAUGCUAAAA